AUGCAAGCUACCAACAACCAAUCCCACCACCUCUCCCCGGCAACCCAACAGCCGCAGCAGUCGCAUGGCGGCACCAGUAUUCAGAAUCUAGCCAAUUUUGCCCAGCCGCAAGCCGCACAGCACCGAUCACAACAAGAACACCAGUAUAAUAAUCAGCAUGCCUCGGGUGGACAUCAGCAGCAGCAACAAUUACAUCAACCGCAGGCCCAGCAGAACAACCAGCAACAGCAACAUGCGCAGCAGGAGCAGCAGCAGCAAAGCCGGUCAGAUCGCGUCACCAAGAACAAGUACUCGCUGGAGGACUUUGCCCUGCAACGUACGCUAGGUACCGGUAGUUUCGGUCGUGUGCACUUGGUGCAGUCGACACAUAAUCAUCGGUUCUAUGCCAUGAAGGUCUUGAAGAAGGCGCAGGUGGUUAAGAUGAAGCAGAUUGAGCAUACCAAUGAUGAGCGCAAGAUGCUGAGUCGCGCCCGGCACCCGUUCUUGAUUACGCUGUGGGGUACAUGGCAGGAUUCGCGGAAUUUGUACAUGGUCAUGGAUUUCGUCGAGGGUGGUGAACUGUUCAGCUUGCUGCGCAAGUCUCAGCGAUUCCCCAACCCCGUUGCCAAGUUCUAUGCCGCCGAAGUGACCCUUGCGCUGGAUUAUCUACACACCCAGCAGAUCAUUUACCGUGAUCUCAAGCCGGAAAACCUGUUGCUGGACCGUCACGGUCAUCUGAAGAUUACCGAUUUUGGAUUCGCAAAGGAAGUCCCGGAUAUUACAUGGACCCUUUGCGGUACGCCCGAUUACCUUGCUCCGGAAGUGGUAUCGUCCAAGGGUUACAACAAAUCGGUGGAUUGGUGGUCGCUGGGUAUCUUGAUUUUCGAAAUGCUGUGCGGGUUUACGCCGUUCUGGGACAGCGGCUCGCCGGUCAAGAUCUACGAGAACAUCCUCCGCGGAAAAGUCAAGUAUCCGCCAUACUUGCACCCCGAUGCCGUUGACCUCCUUUCGCAGCUGAUCACCGCAGACCUGACCAAGCGUCUGGGUAACUUGCACGGCGGCUCGGAUGAUGUCAAGCAGCAUCCGUGGUUUGCGGAGGUGACUUGGGACCGGUUAGCCAGGAAGGACAUUGAUGCUCCUUACGUGCCACCCAUCCGGGGAGGACAGGGAGAUGCCAGUCAGUAUGACCGGUACCCCGAGGAGACUGAAUCAUACGGUCUUCCGGGCGAUGACCAGCAUGGUCAUCUAUUCCCUGACUUUUAG
Messenger RNA from Aspergillus glaucus CBS 516.65, 1242 nucleotides. It is a transcript of the gene pkaC, whose product is annotated as cAMP-dependent protein kinase catalytic subunit pkaC. Gene Ontology annotation, cellular component: cAMP-dependent protein kinase complex; nucleus. Lineage: Eukaryota; Fungi; Ascomycota; Eurotiomycetes; Eurotiales; Aspergillaceae. The transcript has 4 exons. The record is from RefSeq and is a predicted model, not a curated record. Bases 1 to 1242 code for a protein of 413 amino acids. Gene Ontology annotation, biological process: peptidyl-serine phosphorylation. Gene Ontology annotation, molecular function: cAMP-dependent protein kinase activity; ATP binding.